AUGUCGACAGUUACGAUACAUAUAUAUCCUGCCGACCCUCACUCUCUCCUCCGGGCCCUUGUCUAUUCCAUAAGAAGUAAAUGCAUUGACGAGUUACUUCCUCUCCUCAACACCUCAAAGCAGAAAAAUUUGGAGUGUACAAAUCGACCCCCCACCCCGACACACUAUUCAGAUUUAUCCCGAGUCUUGGCAACCAGGUGGGCUCUUGAAUCUCAAGAGCACGUCUUGAAUCACAAAACUCCCCACUUGAUUCUUCAACGCAAUGCCAACAUCAACAUCGUCAACUAUGUCGACAUGAAAAGAGAUCCCCUACAUAAGCACAAUAAUCACGCUUCUACGAUCUCUUCUCCCCACCAUCACCAUCAUCAUCUCUCUGCAGUUACCCAAGUCAUAUUCUUCUAUAGUAUCGACCAAUUCUACGUCUACUAA
Messenger RNA from Morchella sextelata, 429 nucleotides. RefSeq lists its product as uncharacterized. The record is from RefSeq and is a predicted model, not a curated record. The transcript is spliced from 7 exons. The coding region runs from base 1 to 429 and encodes 142 amino acids. Lineage: Eukaryota; Fungi; Ascomycota; Pezizomycetes; Pezizales; Morchellaceae.